CUAAGGAUUUUUUCUCUUGCUGGUUUAAUUAGUUUCUUUUUAUUGUCGAUUGGAGGGGGUUAAAAUAACCCCUGUCUUGACUGGGGCUAUCAGUCUCCUCUAUUCAGUUUUUUUUCUUUCUUUCUUUUUUUUUUUUUUUUUUUUUUUUUUUUUGACUUAAGUACAAGUGAGUUUAGCAGAAAAGAAAGAGCGAGAGGGGGGAAAGAGGGCAGAGUCACUUUUCAGUGAGCAGGAAAAGGUUUUAAGGGCAUUUGUAGAAACAACCUACAGCGCCUGGGCUGUGCUAUUCCUGUGCCCCCGGAGAAGUGGCCUUUCUUCUUUACGUGUGACUGCUGGAAGGAAAAAAAAAAAAAAAUCCAGAACCCAAUCCCAGCACAAUCGUUGUUCGUGUCCAAUUUAUAAUUUGCAACAGAUUGUGGCUUUUUAUUUCCCUUUAAAAUAACACAGCCCGCCGUGUCCAGCAGGAGGAACCGCGGGUAGGCUCCACGCCGCUGGCCAUGCUCGCCGCGACCUGCAACAAGAUCGGCAGUCCUAGCCCCUCGCCGUCCGCCCUCUCGGACAGCGCGUCUUCCUUCGGAAAAGGCUUCCACCCCUGGAAACGCUCCUCCUCCUCAUCCUCGGCGGGCAGCUGCAACGCCGUGGGCUCCGGCCUCCCUGGCUUCGGCGUGGCGGGCGCAGCGCGCAACGGCUCCUCGGCGGCAGCGGCGGCGGCAGCAGCGGCGGCGGCGGCGGCCGCUCUCGUCUCGGACUCGUUUAGCUGCGGCGGCUCGCCGGGCUCCAGCGCCUUCUCCCUCACCUCCAGCAGCGCGGCGGCUGCCAGUUCACCCUUCGCUAACGACUACUCCGUCUUCCAAGCCCCGGGCAGCGCCGGUGGCGGCGGUGGCGGAGGCGGCGGCGGAGGGGCGGCGGGGCAGGAGGCGACGACGCACCAGCCCGUCUUCAUCUCCAAGGUGCACACGUCGGUGGAGGGGCUGCAGGGCAUCUAUCCUCGGGUGGGCAUGGCGCACCCCUACGAGUCCUGGUUCAAGCCCUCGCACCCGGGGCUGGGAGCCGGCGAGGUGGGUUCGGCGGGCGCCUCCAGCUGGUGGGACGUGAGUGCCGGCUGGAUCGACGUGCAAAGCCCCAACGGGGCGGCCGCGCUGCCCGGCUCUCUGCACCCGGCGGCCGGCGGGCUCCAGACCUCGCUCCACUCGCCGCUUGGCGGCUACAACUCGGAUUACUCGGGCCUGGGCCACUCGGCCUUCAGCAGCGGCGCCUCCUCGCACCUCCUGAGCCCCGCCGGGCAGCACCUCAUGGACGGAUUUAAGCCGGUGCUGCCCGGCUCCUAUCCGGACUCGGCCCCGUCGCCGCUGGCCGGCGCCGGGGGCUCUAUGCUGGGCGGUGGCCCCACCGCACCACUGGCCGCUUCGCCGCGCUCCUCAGCUCGCCGCUACUCGGGCCGCGCCACCUGCGACUGCCCCAACUGCCAGGAGGCCGAGCGGCUGGGGCCGGCGGGGGCCAGCCUGCGGCGCAAGGGGCUGCACAGCUGCCACAUCCCCGGCUGCGGAAAGGUGUACGGCAAGACGUCGCACCUGAAGGCGCACCUGCGCUGGCACACGGGCGAGAGACCUUUCGUCUGCAACUGGCUCUUCUGCGGCAAGCGCUUCACCCGCUCCGACGAGCUGCAGCGGCACCUGCGGACCCACACGGGCGAGAAGCGCUUCGCCUGCCCCGUCUGCAACAAGCGCUUCAUGCGUAGCGACCACCUUAGCAAGCACGUCAAGACCCACAGCGGUCCCGGCGGCGCCGGCGGUCCCGGUGGCGGCGGCCCCGGCGGCGGCGGCCCCGGCGGCAAGAAGGGCAGCGACACCGACAGCGAGCACAGCGCGGCCGGCAGCCCGCCCUGCCACUCCCCGGAGCUGCUGCCGCCCCCCGAGCCCGGCCACCGCAACGGCCUGGAGUGACGGCCGGAGGUUCUGGGCCUCUGCGCCCCCCCGCCCCCGACCGCCGCCCCCACGGGCGCGCAGCCCUGCGGCGGGGACGCGGACACGUGAGUAGCCGGCGCGGUUCCGCAGGGACCGCGGGUAGCCCCGUCGGCCGUCCCGCUGCCCGCCCGGAGCCUCGCACGGGGAGAGCGGUACUGCCGGGCGGCGCAAGGCCAGCGACGGGGGCAGGGGAGCGACUCGGGAAGGGGCGGAGGGCCACGGCCCCCUGUGGGUCAACUCCCACCUCCCCUGCGCUUCGCCUUGAGGCCCCCCCCUCGGGUUGUCUUUAGAGUGGAAGAAAACACGUCCGCUGUCUCUUUCCAGCUGGAAACCGGCUCGCACCGCCUCCCGCCGCCGCUAGCGCCGGUACAGCAGCAGAGCUCCGGGAGCGGCGGGCGGGUGGGCCGGGGCCGCCCCGCGGCGGGGAGCUCCGACGGCAGCGCCCGCUAGCCGCGGUCGUUUUCCCAAUGGAGCUGGGACUCAGAACCGCCCUCCCCUCGUUAACUACUCAAAGCCCCCUUCUGCUCCCCAGGACCGGAGCGGCCGUGUGCUUCCCCUCCUCUCCCCACCCUGCGCCUUUUUUUUUUUUUUUUUUUAAUUUUAACUAAUCGUUAACUUCCAGAGUCCAAAUUUCAUUUCGUUUGCGAACGCAUUUGUAUAAUUCCCGUUUGAAUAGGAAUCGCGAAAUACGCUGAAAUAAUUAGGUCAAAAGUCGUAUUUUUUUUAUCUCCAAACAAAUGAAGAAGCACCGUGGGUUUCAAGCGAAGCUGUAGUUCCAAUGCCAAAAAGGGAGGCGGUUCGGGAUAAUAAAAUAAAAUAUUUGUAAAAUACGUCUGAAACUAUAGGUUUGUACAACCGGGAAUCGUUCUAGAUUAGCUAACAAUUAAAUAUAACUCCACCACUGUAUCGGUGUGAGGUGCAGUUGUCCAGGAGACGAUUUUGUAUAGUAUUUUUCUUGUAAAUUACUUCCAGUAAAUAUUUGAAAAUAUAUUGAAGUACACUUGAGCGCUUUUUUUUUUUUAUUAUUUGCCUUUUAUUUUAUUUUAUUUUAAUUAAAUUUCUUUUCCUGUCACUAGAAAGCGUUAAUGUUGCAGUCCUGGUUUACUACAUUCUUUUUCUGGACUCGUUCCUUGAAGAGUACAUCAAAUCGCACUUCACGAUAUAGCUUUUGCUUGAAUAUUAAUUUAGAUAGGCAUACAACUGUAAUUAAGCAAACAAUAGUUGAUAAAUGUUGAAUGACAUUUAAUUUAAUGGAGCAUGUACUUAUUUGCAUUUGCUGGCAGUUCAGGUAUAGUUACAGUGAGAGUUCUCCUAUAUUUCAUAAAGUGGGUUCGCCACGACCCAUGUAUUAAAUAAACUGUCCAAGUGAAGCUGAACUAGCGUUGGCCUAUGUGUAUUUCCUGAAAAUAAUAUUGAUAAAUGUUAAUAAACAUUCCUGACACUACAUUAGCAGUUUGCAACGCUGCAAACUAAUUGUCUCAUUGUAAUGUUGAAAUAAUUUGGAUAUUUCACAUUGAAAUGGAAAGCCCUUCGCUGGAACAUUUUAGAUUUGCAUUUUAAAUGCAUGAGAUGUAAUUGAUUUUUAUCUGUAAUAUUUUAAAUGGUAUUAAUAAACUCCAGAUAAAACAUUC
This is a messenger RNA of Columba livia (rock pigeon), 3595 nucleotides long. It is a transcript of the gene SP8, whose product is annotated as Sp8 transcription factor. The transcript is spliced from 2 exons. NCBI's taxonomy places the organism in Eukaryota, Metazoa, Chordata, Aves, Columbiformes, Columbidae. The record is from RefSeq and is a predicted model, not a curated record. Gene Ontology annotation, molecular function: RNA polymerase II cis-regulatory region sequence-specific DNA binding; DNA-binding transcription factor activity, RNA polymerase II-specific. Gene Ontology annotation, biological process: regulation of transcription by RNA polymerase II. The coding region runs from base 498 to 1943 and encodes 481 amino acids.